Messenger RNA from Aspergillus pseudonomiae, 732 nucleotides. Its product is annotated as phytoene desaturase family protein. The record is from RefSeq and is a predicted model, not a curated record. NCBI's taxonomy places the organism in Eukaryota, Fungi, Ascomycota, Eurotiomycetes, Eurotiales, Aspergillaceae. Bases 1 to 732 code for a protein of 243 amino acids. The transcript has a single exon.
AUGGCAACAGGCGUGUGCCUUGCGUCGGGUGAGACUCUGAACGCAGACCUGGUUAUUGUAAAUGCAGACCUUACAUAUGCCUACAAUAACCUUCUGCCAGGAAGCACAUAUGGUACUAACCUCCAAAAGCGAGAUACCUCAUGCAGCUGCAUUUCAUUCUUCUGGUCAUUCAGCACCACCAUCCCUGAACUCCAAUCCCAUAAUGUGUUCCUAGCCCAGGAGUACCGAGAAAGCUUUGAUAAAAUUUUCAAGGAGAAUAAAGUCCCUCUAGAGCCCUCCUUUUAUCUCCAUGUCCCAAGUCGUCUCGACAAGACGGCUGCCCCAGAAGGCAAAGAUGCAGUCAUUGUUCUCGUACCAGUUGGACAUCUUCCACAGGGCACAAAUAAUGAGGGAACAAAUGAACGCAAUAUGAGAAUGGUCGAUCACUGGGAGAAGACCGUCUCAAAGCUGAGAGAACAAGUCCUUGACAUUAUAGAGGAAAGGACCGGUGCUUCCGAUCUACGGAAGAACCUUCUUAGCGAGAAGGUGGACACGCCGUUGAGUUGGGAAAGCAAGUACUACCUCGAUCGUGGCUCUAUCCUAGGACUUUCGCAUUCAUUUUUCAAUGUCCUCAGCUUCCGGCCCAAAACACGCCAUAGUUCAAUUGAGCGGCUGUUCUUCGUCGGCGCAAGCACACAUCCCGGCACGGGGGUUCCAAUAUGUCUAGCCAGCAGCAAAACCGUGGCUGAAUAG